Messenger RNA from Oppia nitens, 1302 nucleotides. Its product is annotated as transcriptional regulatory protein AlgP-like. NCBI's taxonomy places the organism in Eukaryota, Metazoa, Arthropoda, Arachnida, Sarcoptiformes, Oppiidae. The record is from RefSeq and is a predicted model, not a curated record. The coding region runs from base 46 to 1116 and encodes 356 amino acids. The transcript is spliced from 6 exons.
UAAAAAAAUAAAAUCAAAUCAAUUAUCAUCAAACAAAAAAAAACUAUGAAAUUUUUAAUUAUCACAUUACUAUUGGCAACAAUUGCCACCACCACCACUAGCGUUGUCAAUGGUAUCGUUGGCGGUAUCAACCAGUCGGACCGGGAACAGGCAGUCAAUGAUCAGGACUAUCGGCCACACUAUCGACAACAACGACAAUCUAAUGCCAAUCCGGUUGCUUUGUUUGGUAAUUUACUUACAGGUUCGAUGAAAUUGGUUGGCGAUACUUUUGGAAGUGGUUUAGAUACACUGGGCAACGUUAUCGAAGCGGGAACCGGUGUGUUUGGCGGACUGACCAAAGCUGGCAUGAAUAUGGGCAGCAAAGUUAUAGGUUCGGUAGCCAAAGUGCCAAUGGAUUUUGUCAAAAAUGGUAUCGGUGCGGCUACCGACUUAGCUGGCAAUAUGAUUGAACAUGGAGUCGGUACGGGUAUGGAAGUGGUCAAACAGGGCCUGGAAGUACCGAAAAAAUUUAUGAAAAUUGGAACUGGUGUGGUCAAGCAGGGCGUAGAUAUGGGCGUAGGUAUGGCCAAAGACACAGUUGGUAUGGUCAAAGAUGGCGUGGGUAUGGCUAUGGAAUUACCCAGUAAAGUGGUGUCAGGUAUUACCGCUACUGGGGGUGAAAAAGUAAAAAAUGGUAAAAAAAUUGCUAAACAAGUGGUGGAUGAAGAAGCCCAAGAAGUUGCUCCAGAAACAGCUGAACAAGAGGCCACAACAACCGAUGAGGAAACUCAACCAAAACCUAAACCAAUAGUUAAUAAAAAACCCGUAAAAUCGGGUAAAAAGGGUAAAAAAAUUGCUAAACCAGUCGUCGACGAGGAAAAUGUUGAAAACCAAGAAGCUACCGAUGAGGAAACAGCUAAACCAAAACCUAAACCAAUAGUUAAAAAACCAAAAUCGGGUAAAAAAAUUGCUAAACCAGUCGUCGAGGAAACGGCCGAUGAUGUUGCCCAAGAAGCUACAGAUGAGGAAACACCUAAACCUAAACCUAAACCAAUAGCUAAAAAACCUAAGACUGUUAAAAAAGCCCCGAAAAAACCUAAACCUGCCGUUGAAGAGGAGGCGGCGCAGGAGGAGUAGGAGGUGGUAGUGGUGGUGCAGCAUAAAUAAACUUCAAUAAGUUUUUUUUACUAAAAAAUAACUAAAUUUCCCAACGCUUACUAAAAUUUCAACAAAAAAAAACUUAAAAUUUUUUUUUAAUAAUCAAUGAUUUGUUCAAAAUUUUUUUUAUAUGAAAUAACUAAAUAAAAAGUUUCAAUUUUACUA